CUCCCAUUGAUUCGACCGGGCCGGACGAGCGGCCGGGUGCGUGUGCCCGAGCGCGUGCGGAAGGCAGAAGGGCAGGAAGUCGGUCUCUGGCAGCCAGGGUGGCGGCACCGCGCAGGGGACGCAGCCUUCCUUAUUUAUGUGUCUGCCGGCGUUUGUCUUCCUCGCCCGAAGACUUCAGGGAGCGUCUUGGAGCUGCGUUCCCCGCGUGUGAGGCACGGGAAGGGCUGGAUGUCUGAACAACAUGCUUAUCCAUUAACCUCCAAACUUUCCUUUUUUUAACCCAAAGAAUAUCGGUGAUUUUUGUUCACUGCUCGCAGAAGAGAGAACCCAGGGCCCUUGAAAUGCAGCAAAAUCCUUAUUUAUAAAGUGGCCCCACGGUAGUGAUAUGCGAACCCCCUGGACUCAGUGAAUCUUCUAUCCUAUGGAUAUCGGUCUUGGGAUUUGAGAUUGAAGAGCUGUACUACUGUCUGCACUGGGUCCGGCAGCCUCCAUCCUGUCAAUGCCCAGCUUCCCCUGGGACUGCUGGUCUUCCCUGGAGAUCAGAGUGGUCCUGUGUGCCAUGGGCUGCAUUCAAAGCAUCGGAGGCAAAGCCAGAGUCUUCCGGGAAGGCAUCACGGUGAUCGAUGUGAAGGCCUCUAUCGACCCCAUCCCCACCAGCAUCGAUGAGUCCUCCAGCGUGGUGCUCCGCUACCGGACACCCCACUUCCGUGCCUCGGCCCAGGUGGUCAUGCCGCCCAUCCCUAAGAAGGAGACCUGGAUAGUCGGCUGGAUCCAGGCGUGCAGCCACAUGGAGUUCUACAACCAGUAUGGGGAGCAGGGCAUGUCCAGCUGGGAGCUCCCGGACCUCCAGGAAGGCAAGAUCGAGGCCAUCAGCGACUCGGACGGGGUGAACUACCCGUGGUACGGCAACACCACAGAGACCUGCACCAUCGUGGGCCCCACCAAGAGAAACUCCAAGUUCAUCAUCAGCAUGAACGAUAACUUCUACCCCAGCGUCACGUGGGCCGUGCCCGUCAGCGAGAGCAACGUGGCCAAACUGACCAAUAUCUACCGGGACCAGAGCUUCAUCACGUGGCUGGUGGCCACCAACACCUCGACCAACGACAUGAUCAUCCUGCAGACCCUGCGCUGGCGCAUGCAGCUGAGCAUCGAGGUGAACCCCACCCGGCCCCUGGGCCAGCGUGCCCGGCUCCGGGAGCCCAUUGCCCAGGACCAGCCCAAAAUCCUGAGCAAGAACGAGCCCAUCCCGCCCAGCGCCCUGGUCAAGCCCAACGCCAACGACGCUCAGGUCCUCAUGUGGCGCCCCAAGUUUGGGCCGCCGCUGGUGGUGAUCCCGCCCAAGCACCGGUAGCGGCCGGGGGUGCCCGGGGGGCGACACCCGGAUGAGGACACCGCUCAAGCGACCCCCAACACGGACUCUGUGGUCAUUCAGCGAAAUACAACCUUUCUACCUUCUCCGGCGGGGCGGAUCUCACUGUGCGAAUGCCCCUGGGAUGGCCCCUCCCCACCCCGCCCCGCCCCCGCCCUUCUGGCACCUGCUUUCCUGGGGGAGGGGGAGGCCCAGGCAGGACCGACCCCCCAACGUCGCCCUGGGUCUUCUUCCCUCUCCUCGCAAGUUCAUUCAUUUGCAACAGACACCCUGAAACAACUGCUUUUUCUGUUCUUUUUUUUUUUUUUUUAAUGCCUCUUUACGAGGUUCAGGGUCUGAGGAGGAGCUGGUGAUGAGCCUGGUGGGCGCGGCGGGCCCCUCCAGGGGAAAGACCCACCCCCCUGCCCCCGCCCCGUCCUCCGUCACGCGGCCUUAUGUAGACUUGCUUUGCCAAACUUUUGCCUUAAGCUGAUUUUAAAGGAAAAAAAAAAAAAACCCGAACAAAGAAAGCAGGAUCUCUUUUCUAUUGGACUUUGUAUCUUCUGCCAGAGGCGAGGGAGGAGGGGAUGGGGAAAGAGAGAGAUGCCCCUGAGCCCCUCCUCCUGGGUAUUGCCCACAUGGUCGGGGGUGCCCAGGUAGAUCUAAAACCAGCUGCUCAUUCUUUCAUUUUAGCUGAGCUGAAACCACAGACCGAUUCUGCCCCUGAAGUCCCUGCUCUCUGCCCCAGGUAGAACCCCAUCCCCUACCUGCUGCCUGCAGAGAGGGCUCUGAGCUCUGAGCCGGAGGCAUCCCACCUCUCUUCUCUGGAGCCAGAACUUGCCUUGGGUGGGGCUAGGAGGAGAGAGGGCAGGUCCUGUGAGUUGCAGGUAAGAACCCGAGGAAUUUCCAGCAUCUUGGUCCUUGGAUGGGUCUGUUGGCACAUCUCAGCUUUUCUCUUUCCAUCCACACUGGUCCCCAACGCCAGGAGGGGGCCAGCCACCCUACCCAGCUGUAGUUCAGAGGUAAGAGGGCCUGCACCUCCCUGCAGCAUCUUCUCAGGGGACGCCCCUCCCAGGUACUCUGGGGGAGGGCUGCAGACAGGCUCUGGGCACUGCAGUGCUGGAGGUGGGGGCACCCACAGAUGGGCAUUCCUGGGUCUGGGAAGGAAGAAGGCAGACCCCCACCCCCACCCCGCCUCCGCUGCCUGUUCUCACAGAAGGGAACGAGGGCCCCCGUAGCUGGGGGAUGGAAGUGGGCCUGGGCCCUCUGGAGCCCCAGGACCUGGUCCUGAGUGACGCCAAGCUUUUUUUUUUUAAACAACGUCUGCUGCUUGCAGGAGCUGAGGGGACACCCAGCCGAAGCCCCCUUCCUCCAAGCUUGCCAGACCCACAGCGACGUCACCUGGGUCCCUCAUUCUAACGGAUCGUAAUCAAGCACAGAAAACUGUCAGAUGAGGGAAAUAAGGCAUUUCUGCUACAGAUGAGCCACUUGGAGGAGCCCCAGUGACUGUGGGAGGGCGAGGGUCACUGAGUCCUCAUUCUGCUCCUUUAUCCGUGGGAUACUGCAUUCAUUCAAGGGGUGCUUUACUGUCCAGCCAUCUCCCGAGCCCGCUCCCAGUGGGAGGCGAGCAGCUCUCCUGGAACCACUGGACGGGGGAGAACUUGGUGUGGCUGGCGGGCCACCUGGUGCUCGGGGACCCCUGUCAGGCCCCGGGGUUAGGGGGUGGUGGGGGGAGACAGCCAGCUUCCCUUGGUGUGUUUGGAGGGAGGCCUGCGCCCAGAGAGGCCACAGCCUCCAGCAAGGGGGAUACGAGGCCCCCUGCCCUGGGGACAAGCUGUGGAGGCGCCGGGGUGGCCAAGUCCGGCUGCCAUGGAUGGGACCUGGCCUCUAGGUGGCUAGGCCCUUCUCUGCACUCAGGUCUUUCUUGCACUAAAAAGGAGAGAGGGCUCUGGGAGAGGGGUCAGGAACCACAGCACUGCUUCUGGGCUGGGCCAUCACUGAGGAGUUCUGACUGGGGGAGGGGUGGCCCUGAGCUUUUCGGGGGGCAGAGUGUCCCAAGCCCACUCCCCCUGAGAGGCAGCAGGGCCCUCUCGGAGGCCAUCACUGCUCUGGCUGCCUCCACCCUACCUCCAUGCCUACCACAUGCCUGGGCUCCCAGUCAGCUUGCUGCCUGGCUCACUCCCCACCCCCAUCCUCUACCCCUCACACCUUUCUCUCUACCCCUCCUGGCCUUUCUAAAGAGAGGGCUGGGAAGACCCUGGGGAGGCUGGAGGUCCGGCUAAGGAUGCUCAACUUAGCCUGGGUCCGGUCCCUCAGCCUCUUGGAUCAGGAGCACAGACCCAGGCUUCUCACCUGGGCUCCCCGCCCUCAUCCCUCCAGUGUCCCCACUCCCCGGCGUGGACACACUCCUUCAGCAAUAAGGACCGUCCGCCGUCGUGGAGAGGACUGUGAAAGCAAACCAGUGCACUUACCAGGAGGCACAAGACUCUUGAAAAAAAAAAAAAAAUGUACCGUGAACCUUUUUAAAACAACAGCAACAAAUACAAAGAGAAAUAAAAUGGAAUUUUAAAGUA
Molecule: messenger RNA, 3921 nt
Organism: Bubalus bubalis (water buffalo)
Lineage: Eukaryota; Metazoa; Chordata; Mammalia; Artiodactyla; Bovidae
Gene: FAM78A
Product: family with sequence similarity 78 member A
Exons: 2
Coding region: 500-1351 (283 amino acids)
Source: RefSeq, a predicted model, not a curated record